Molecule: messenger RNA, 498 nt
Organism: Protopolystoma xenopodis
Lineage: Eukaryota; Metazoa; Platyhelminthes; Monogenea; Polystomatidea; Polystomatidae
Source: the annotation of a GenBank genome assembly
AUGCGGACAUUAGGUCAGCCUUUAACACCCCAACGGGUUUCUAAUCAAUACGUCGUGUUGAUCAUCACCACUGGUUGCACAUCACCUGGUUUCGAAACCCAUUUGGGUGCUGGCGAAGUUGAAGGUGUGGUCGAGUUGGCAGGAGAAAACCGUUUAGGCGACAAGAUUAAAUUAAAUCCAAUGGCCAUUUUCAAUUUCUGCCAGAUUAAUAUUUCCUCAACCCGUACUGAAAUGACCCUCUGCCUAACAGACGAAUGCAAGCCUGUCGAAGAAUUCGCCGUCGUCUUCUGGUGGAACCGACCUUCGAAUCCUCGCGUCAGCAUGAAUCUUCCAGUAAAACCAAUCGACAGCUGGUCAAGAGGAAUCCGCCGUCGUCUUCUGGUGGAACCGACCUUCGAAUCUCCUCAACCUAAUCGACAGCUGGUCAAGAGGAAUUCGCCGUCGUCUUCUGGUGGAACCGACCUUCGAAUCUCUUCACCCCACUUCUACUCGAAAUGA